AUGGCGGAUCCCUUGUCAAUCAUCGGAACAGCGGGAGCCAUCGCGAAUAUUAUCGAUGUACUCACCAAAACAAUCACAACGGUAUGCGACAUGCGACAAGCCUGGAAAAUCGCCGACCUCGCCGUGUUCGCGUUCGAGAACCAGCUCAACCUCCUCAAGUUUGCACUUUUUGAAAUUCAAAAAUGGACAGAGUCCAGAUCCGACGCACAAUCACAUCAAUUGGUGAUGCAAGUAGACAGCUGCGUAACGUGCUGUCGGCUUCUCAUUGGCAAGAUUGAUGGCGAAGUGUCGCAGUUUCAGAAAACAGUAGCUGGAGGUCUAGAGCUUGGUUCCAAGCUUUCAUUUCUGUUCAAGACCAAAGAUAUGGAGCAAAUUCAACGGAUGGUUGACCAACAGACACAUACACUAACACUUCUGUUAAGUGCUUGCAACUCAAAUGCCUUGGAAGAGCAAACGAGAAUCUUGCAACAGCCUAAAAUCAUUCAGGCUCUGGAGGUCAUGGACCGAGACACUGCGUCUCUCAUUGUCCAUCGAGACUCAGACUCCAUAGUUACCGCUACGUCCGUCAGUUCUUCACGAUGGUCGGUUCAGUUUGCGUUCGAUCGGGAGCUUUUCAUCAGCAAAGUUUACGACAAAUGGAUUCGGAGGCUUGCUACAACGCGGCGGAGCAGCAGUCAUCGCUCGGAAGAUACCACUCAACAAGACCAUCAACAAAUCUCAAAUAACGAUACUACCUUCUUGAGUAUAUCUACCGAAGAGCAGAAAACUACUCUUGUACACGCAGAAGCUGCUACUUCAGAAGAACCGAUUCGGUCACCAGCAAGCAUUGGUGAACAACUGAAUUCUUUGACACGUACCGCCAUGGGCAUAGAGAUGCAACCCCUGAGACGAAGCAGAACCACGAGUAGCUUGGAACUUCAAACCAAGGAAUCCCAACGUAUUGAUCAGAACUUGAAAGACGAUUUGAAAUCAGCUAAACGAGAGAUCAAAGUAGUCAUGCUUGGUUCAAAGUCGAGGAAGCGAGUAUUCGAAGAGAUGCGACUAUCAGAUGGCCAACCACAAUGUUACACAACUGAGCAACUACGACCGUUCCGACCUAUAAUUCUUGGCACAGUUUUAGAAAGUGUUCAGUUUCUUGCAAAGAAGCUCCUGGUCAGUGAGGCCACCAGAGAAGAUGCCAUACGGACGUUCUUGGCAGAUGUGUUGAUAUGCGGCAAAGAAGACUUGGAUCUCGACAAUGGUUUUGAACCAUGGGUUGUCCAAUUGUUCCGCACAAUAAUGGAGCAUGCGGCGACAAAGGCCUUAAUGAUGGACGAAACCUUGGUGCUUCCAGAGGAUGUUGCCUAUUUUUUAAACCAUAUAGAAAGGGUCAUGCAAGAUGAAUAUGUCCCCACAGACUCGGAUGCUAUAAACUGUCCAACACCACUGCCUGGCUGCGUGGAGGCUGCGUUCAACAUGGGCCAACUCACCAUGCGACUGACAGAUCUUGGCAACGCAAUGAAACCAAAAGUAGUUCCUCAACUCGAGACAGCAGCAGCCGUGAUAUUUGUUUUCGAUUUGAGCAGUUCAAGCGGCGAGGCCUUACUCCAGUAUGAAUCAACCGUUAAUUUCCAUUGGUUGAGAAAUUCAUUUAUUGUUGUCGUCUUCAAUAAUUCCAAGGGAUUUGCCAAGAGACUCGCAGAAAAGCCACUAAGCGAUGAAUUUCCAGAUUAUACGGGAGGAGAUGAUGAAAGGAAUGCAUCAACGUAUAUUCUGUCCAAGAUUAAGGUUUUGAACAGGUCUGAUCGCCGGUCAUAUGUCCAUUUCUCAAAUGCAGCGUUCGAUGAUGGGGACUUGUACAGGAUAUGGCGAUUGAUCCAGGACGGUAUCAUUCACCGUUCGUUGAGACGUCUCGUGCCGAAGUAA
Fusarium proliferatum ET1 is the source of this 1905-nucleotide messenger RNA. Its product is annotated as GNA-3 g protein alpha subunit GNA-3. Gene Ontology annotation, cellular component: heterotrimeric G-protein complex. Lineage: Eukaryota; Fungi; Ascomycota; Sordariomycetes; Hypocreales; Nectriaceae. Gene Ontology annotation, molecular function: G protein-coupled receptor binding; guanyl nucleotide binding; GTPase activity. Gene Ontology annotation, biological process: adenylate cyclase-activating G protein-coupled receptor signaling pathway. The transcript is spliced from 3 exons. Bases 1 to 1905 code for a protein of 634 amino acids. The record is from RefSeq and is a predicted model, not a curated record.